This is a messenger RNA of Pediculus humanus corporis (human body louse), 5313 nucleotides long. Its product is annotated as ankyrin-1, putative. Bases 1 to 5313 code for a protein of 1770 amino acids. Gene Ontology annotation, molecular function: protein binding. The transcript is spliced from 26 exons. Gene Ontology annotation, biological process: signal transduction. The record is from RefSeq and is a predicted model, not a curated record. NCBI's taxonomy places the organism in Eukaryota, Metazoa, Arthropoda, Insecta, Psocodea, Pediculidae.
AUGCGGUUUUGUCACGAUUUCCACAAGUUUUUAUUAUUAUUGAACUUUUUUUUUAUUUUUUUAUUAAGGGCCGCGAGGGCUGGCCAACUGGAUAAAGUUUUGGAACAUCUUAAAACUAAUAUUGACAUAAACACAUCAAAUGCCGUACAUGGUCACGUAAACGUCGUGACGGAAUUGCUCAAGCGCGGUGCCAUCGUGGAUGCGGCUACUAAAAAAGGGAACACUGCACUGCACAUAGCUUCGUUAGCAGGUCAAGAAGAAGUUGUCAAAUUGCUGGUACAAAGCGGAGCUGCCGUAAAUGUACAGUCACAAAAUGGAUUCACUCCGCUAUAUAUGGCGGCUCAGGAAAAUCACGAUAACGUCGUCAAGUUUCUAUUGGCCAACGGAGCCAAUCAAAGCCUCUCGACGGAGGAUGGGUUCACGCCGUUGGCCGUCGCGAUGCAACAGGGUCACGAUAAAGUUGUGGCGGUUUUGUUAGAAAGUGACACACGCGGUAAAGUUCGACUUCCUGCUCUACACAUAGCUGCUAAAAAAGACGACUGUAAAGCAGCUUCACUUCUCCUUCAAAACGAUCACAAUCCGGAUGUGACUUCUAAAUCUGGUUUUACCCCUCUUCACAUUGCUGCUCAUUACGGAAACGAAAGUAUUGCCAAUUUAUUGUUGUCGAAAGGAGCCGAUGUGAAUUAUUCCGCCAAGCAUAAUAUAACACCUUUACACGUGGCUGCCAAAUGGGGUAAAAGUAAUAUGGUGGCCUUACUUUUGGAAAAAGGUGGAAACAUUGAAUCUAAAACGAGAGAUGGUUUAACUCCGUUACACUGCGCGGCAAGAUCCGGUCACGAACAAGUUGUUGACAUGCUUUUAGAACGAGGAGCUCCGAUUAGUUCCAAAACUAAAAAUGGUUUGGCGCCACUUCACAUGGCAUCACAGGGUGAUCAUGUGGAUGCUGCUCGUAUUCUUCUUUAUCAUCGAGCACCCGUGGAUGAAGUCACCGUCGACUAUUUAACGGCUUUACACGUGGCUGCUCAUUGCGGUCACGUGAGAGUUGCAAAAUUGUUACUGGACAGAAAAGCAGAUCCCGACGCGAGAGCAUUGAACGGAUUUACUCCAUUACACAUCGCGUGUAAAAAAAACAGGAUAAAAGUUGUAGAACUUUUGUUAAAACACGGCGCAAGCAUUGAAGCAACGACGGAGUCCGGUCUAACGCCAUUACACGUGGCUAGCUUUAUGGGAUGCAUGAACAUAGUCAUUUUCCUUUUGCAACACAAUGCGAGUCCAGACGUUCCAACGGUUAGAGGAGAAACUCCAUUACAUUUAGCUGCCAGAGCCAAUCAGACGGACAUUAUUCGUAUUUUAUUAAGAAACGGAGCUCAAGUCGAUGCUCGAGCAAGGGAACAGCAAACUCCUCUACACAUCGCAUCACGUUUGGGUAACGUCGAUAUCGUAAUGUUGCUGCUACAACACGGUGCUCAAAUCGAUGCAACAACAAAAGACUUAUACACGGCUCUUCACAUAGCCGCUAAGGAGGGUCAAGAGGAGGUUGCGACCGUUUUUUUGGAAAAUGGAGCAAAUUUAAAGGCGACAACGAAAAAAGGUUUCACGCCCUUGCAUUUGGCGGCUAAAUAUGGUAACAUGAAAGUGGCACAGCAACUCUUGCAGAGAGAUGCUCUCGUCGAUGCUCAGGGAAAGAAUGGAGUCACGCCAUUGCACGUCGCGAGUCACUACGAUAAUCAAGCCGUGGCGUUGUUACUUUUGGACAAGGGAGCAUCACCUCAUGCGACGGCUAAAAAUGGACACACGCCAUUACACAUAGCCGCUCGUAAAAAUCAAAUGGAUAUUGCCGCGACGCUGCUGGAAUAUGGUGCGAAAGCUGAUUCUGAAUCCAAAGCGGGUUUUACUCCUUUACAUUUGGCUUCACAGGGAGGUCAUACCGACAUGGUAAAACUUUUAUUGGAACAUCAGGCUGAUGGAAAUCACAAGGCGAAGAACGGACUUACACCUCUCCAUCUUUGCGCCCAAGAGGAUAAAUCAAAUGUUGCUGCUGUCUUGGUUAAGAACGGAGCUCAAAUAGAUGCUCCAACAAAAUCAGGGUACACUCCUCUUCACGUAGCCAGUCAUUUCGGACAGGCAAACACGGUUAAAUAUCUUCUUCAAGAAGGUGCGGAUCCAUCGAAAUCGACAGCCAUCGGCUACACACCACUACAUCAAGCAGCUCAACAAGGGCAUGCUCCGAUUGUUCAAUUGCUUUUAAAUAAUGGAGCUUCGCCAAACACUCAAACGGCGAGCGGUCAAACACCUCUUUCGAUAGCUCAAAAAUUAGGUUACAUAGGUGUCGUGGAAGCAUUGAAGGGAGUCACAACGGCAGAAAGUUCAACUCCUCAAACCGAUGAAAAAUAUAAGGUCGUAGCACCUGAAACCAUGCAGGAAACUUUUAUGUCAGACUCCGAAGAUGAAAACGGAGAAGACACCGUGUUGAGCGAUCAACCCUACAGGUACCUCACAGUUGACGAAAUGAAAAGUUUAGGAGAUGAUUCUCUACCGAUUGACGUCACAAAAGAUGAAAGAUUCGAUUCGAACAAAGAAUCUUUCGGUAUGCCCAGCAUCGAAGAUUCAUUCACUAUGCAAACGACUAAAACGAGUAUGGCGGGCGUUCAAGGUUCGAAUUAUUCAUCCGACAAUGUGGAUGUUGCGAGACAACCGGUUAAUAUCGGCUUCCUCGUCAGUUUCCUCGUGGAUGCACGUGGAGGUGCGAUGAGAGGUUGUCGUCAUUCGGGUGUCAGAGUCAUCAUACCCCCGAGAAAAGCCACGAUGCCUAUGAGAGUAACAUGUAGAUAUUUAAAAAGAGACAAAAUAGUUCAUCCACCGCCGCUGAUGGAGGGAGAAGCCUUAGCGAGUCGAGUUUUAGAAUUAGGACCUGUCGGUGCCAAAUUCUUAGGUCCAGUUAUUAUUGAGGUGCCUCAUUUUGCUUCGUUGAGAGGAUCCGAACGUGAGAUCGUCAUAUUGAGAUCGGAUAAUGGAGAAACGUGGAGAGAGCAUACGAUGGAAGCCACCGACGAAGUCGUUCACGACGUUUUGAACGAAUCGUUCGACAAAGAAGAAUUAAGUCACAUGGAAGAUUUGUCUUCCGGUAGGAUAACGAGAAUUUUGACCAAUGACUUCCCGCAAUAUUUUGCCAUACUUUCGAGAGUUCGCCAAGAGGUUCAUCCCAUUGGUUCGGAAGGUGGAAUGGUAUCAUCGAGUGUGGUUCCUCAAGUUCAAGCCGUUUUCCCGCAGGGAGCACUCACUAAAAAAAUCAAAGUCGGGUUACAGGCUCAACCGAUACCUGCUGAACUUACGGCGAAACUUUUGGGAAAUAGAGUUGCCGUGUCACCGAUUGUAACGGUCGAACCACGUAGAAGAAAAUUUCACAAACCUAUAACAUUAACGAUACCCGUGCCUAGAGCUGCCAACAAAGGAAUGAUAAAUAAUUAUUCGAGUGAUGCUCCCACACUCAGAUUAUUAUGUUCUAUAACGGGAGGUACGUCUCGAGCUCAAUGGGAAGAUGUAACCGGUUCGACGCCUCUGACGUUUGUUAACGAUUGCGUUUCAUUUACCACAACCGUAUCGGCCAGAUUUUGGCUCAUGGAUUGUCGAAAUGUGGGUGAAGCGACAAAAAUGGCAACCGAACUGUAUAGAGAAGCUAUACACGUUCCUUUUAUGUCUAAGUUCGUUGUGUUUGCCAAAAGAGUGGAUACGAUGGAAGCGAGACUUAGAGUGUUUUGUAUGACUGACGACAAAGAAGAUAAAACUUUGGAACAUCAGGAAAAUUUCACAGAAGUAGCCAAAAGUAGAGACGUCGAAGUGCUCGAAGGAAAGCCUCAAUAUGUUGAAUUUGCCGGAAAUUUAGUGCCCGUUACGAAAUCCGGAGACCAAUUACAAAUAGGUUUUAAAGCCUUUAGAGAAAAUCGUUUGCCUUUCACUGUUAGAGUAAAAGAUCCACUUGUUGAUUCAAUUGGCCGACUUUUAUUUAUGAGAGAAGCCAAAGCAAGCAAGGGUGAUCCGCCACAACAGCCGACGUGUUGUCUUAAUAUUGUUUUACCAGAAACUAUAAUGCCUGAUUUAUCACUUUCUGAACCUGAUUUAAUAGCCUUACAGAAGAAAAUAUCCGCCAUGAAAAACGGUGGAAUAGAAGCACAAAGAAGCGACUUGCGAUUGUCGGACGUAUCCAAUCUAUUGGGGUAUGAUUGGAUAGUACUCGCAUCGCAUUUAAACAUUGACGAUUCGGACGUGACGCUAAUAAAAACCGAAAAUCCUGCAAACGUUGCACAACAAGCCAGAGCCAUGUUAAGGCUUUGGUUGUAUCAGCAAGGAAACAAAGCAUCAAAGAAAUCAUUGGAAAAAGCAUUGCAUCGAAUAAAUCGUGACGACGUAUCGGAGCAAUGUAAUCUCACGGACAAACAAAAAUCAAAAUCACCGAGUCAAAAGGAAGAAUUGGGAAGUCAAAUCAUUCAUCUCGGUGAUGAAAAAGACAUAAUGAAAGUAUCGGAAUCCGUUGAAGAUCUCGUACAAGCGGACGAUGGUAAAAAAACAAAAGCACAUCACGAAAGAGAUGAAAAAAAAUACAUGGCAGAAGAAAAAGAAAUACAAGAAGAGGAAGAAGGAGAAGAAGAAGAGGAGAAGAAAACGGUUAAAGAAAGAAAGCAGGAAAUUGAAAAAAGAUUAUCUCAGGAAAUAUUCGACAACAUUAAAAUGGGUGUAACUCCCGGAGAAGUCAAAAUACCAAAACCAGCGCAAACGAUAUACACGACUACGACAACGACGACAAAAGAUUUCAUUCAAAAUGAAAUACAAUACGUGUCAAAAUUGGACAAACACGAAGAGGAACCGAUAGAGAAACAAAUAUCGGUCAAGGAAAAAAUAUCAAAAUUUCAAGACAAAGAAAAAUCAACAUACGGUAGAACGUCGCCACCGAAAACGGAUAACAAAAAAGAAAUGGAAACGGAAAAGGAAAAGGAAAAAAUCCCGUACGAAAAAGAAUAUAAAAAAACGGGAGAUGAAAAAGUUAAAGAUAUAAUCAACCGCGAAGAAAAACUAUUGGGAGAAAUGGCUAGAAAAGAAUUAGCAGAAGAACCCGUGGGAGAAGUCAUGGACCACAAACAACUCGGAGACGAAAGAAUCAAAAGAGAUUCUCAACAACUUUUUAAAAACGUGAGCGAAGGCCUUGGAAAAAUCGGGCAAAAAAUUGAUGUUGAAAAAGGGAAAAAAAGGGAAAAUUUGAAUCGUGACGUCAUAACUUUUUGUGGGGCUUUGCUCUUAUUAUCUCAUAGAUUUGGUUAA